CCAUUUUUGGUAUAUCAAGCACAGGACGAUACUCAAAACAAAUGAUCGACAGAUAGGUACCAUUAAUAAAACUCGUUAUCUAGCCUAUUAUUCAAUUGUAUAUGGAAAAACCAUACAUAAUUAACAUUCGCGUUGCUAUCUCAAUGGCAUAGCCAUACAAUUAAUUAGGCUUAGGCUCAACGUUACUUGGCUUCCGAUACUAAAUCUGAUUAGAAAUAUAUUGGCACGUAAACAAUGUUUCUUGCAAAUUUAUCUUACUCUUACAGACAGAAACAAUAAUAACAGUACCUAUUAAAUAUAGAUAAUACAACAUUAUCAACUGAAAAAUGGCCAAGCUCUUAGUAAUCAUAUUCAGUAUCCUCGGUCGCCUUUGGCAAGUAGAUGGGAUAAAUAAAUAUAAUGACUAUACCUUCAUACAAAUCACGCCAUAUGACAAACAGCAGCUGAAGACCUUAACAACACUCACCAAUUCAGAUGACGUGGACAUAAUGAAACACAGCCACGGUUUGAACGACACUACUGAUGUGCUGGUGUCCCCAAAAGAUCGGAGGAAGGUAGAAAAGUUUGCCAAGUUAAGAGGAAUGGGCGUUAAAUGUGUAGAUCAUUAUGGCAGAUAUUUUGAUAAGGAGGUGGCACUGAUAAGAAAACAUGAUCAGUACCAGUCAUUACAAUAUAAUUCCUACCAAGAUAUAUCAGAGCACUUAAAAACUCUAUCAAAAGAAAAUCGCCGCUAUGUACAACUACAGAACCUUGGAAGGAGCUAUGAAGGUCGAGUCAUGACCCUGAUCAAGAUCUCCGCUAAUCACAGAGCCCGGAAUCCAAUCAUAUUUCUAGAUGCAGGUGCCCAUGCACGAGAAUGGGCGGCCCCUGCAUUUGCAAUGUACAUAAUCGACCAGCUAGUGAUGGCGUUAAACAAAAGAGGUGAACCGGAGGAUCUGCUCGGCGUGGACUGGUACAUACUGCCCGUGGUUAACCCUGACGGCUAUGAGUACUCCAGAUCGGAUCCUAACAACCGUAUGUGGAGGAAAACAAGAUCGAAAACAUGGAGGGAGGAAUGCCUCGGGGCAGAUAUCAAUCGAAAUUACGACUUCAUGUGGGGCUACCGCGGCGCUUCCUUCGAUCCCUGCAACUUCCAAACAUACGCUGGUGAAAAAGCCUUCUCUGAGCACGAAACAAAACUAGUUCGCAAAGUAAUGAAGGAGAACUCCAAACGUAUCAAGCUGUAUAUAUCUAUACACUCUUACGGGGAAUACUUUAUUUAUCCUUGGGGCUUUACGGGAAGUUAUUUGCCAGAUGAAUGGGAGAAGUUCCAUCGUCUUGCGCAAGUGUAUUCUAAGGCUGUGGUAAAAGCAGGAGGGCGACCGUUUAGAGUCAUGAGCACUGGACAAUGGUAUCCAGUUUCCGGAGGAAGUGGUGAUUAUGCUUUUGCCGUAGUCAAGAUUCCAUAUACAUGCACUUUGGAAAUUACUGACGGCUACCAAUUUAACUAUCCAGAAGGACUUUUGCACACAGUUCUGCCUCAGUAUUACGAAGGAUUGAAAGUUAUGGCUGAAGAAAUUAAACGAGAAUUCCCCAAUUAAAGCCGAAUGACAAUCCAU
This is a messenger RNA of Cydia pomonella (codling moth), 1598 nucleotides long. RefSeq names its product carboxypeptidase B-like. Gene Ontology annotation, molecular function: metallocarboxypeptidase activity; zinc ion binding. NCBI's taxonomy places the organism in Eukaryota, Metazoa, Arthropoda, Insecta, Lepidoptera, Tortricidae. The record is from RefSeq and is a predicted model, not a curated record. Gene Ontology annotation, biological process: proteolysis. The transcript is spliced from 7 exons. Bases 327 to 1580 code for a protein of 417 amino acids.